UUUCAAACCACGCACUAUUUUUACUUCAAAUCUUCAUUUAUUUUUGGGUUUUGUUGACUUUUAUACACUUCCAAAGUCUAAUUUAUUGAAUUUACAUACACUAUGCGAUCGGACUUGGAUCCAAAGGAAUCUCCUCCGCUCCCGCCGCCGCGAGAAACAACUCUCAAAGAUAUUGUGCAAUGGAAGAAAAGACGUUUUAACAUCUCAGCUAUUGUUAUAUCAACAGCUGCAUGGAUUGCUCUCGAAAUAUAUGGGCUUAACUUCGUUACGGUGUUUUCGUGGGCGGCCAUGCUUGGGGUUACUUGUUUGUUCAUUUGGGGCAACAUUGAUGGGCUUCUAAGGAAACAAUCAACAGACAUGCCUAGGUUUCACAUUAGCAGAGAAUCAGCGGUGGAGACGGCCAACUUAUUCUGCCAUCGGGUCGAACAAUGUGUUGAUUCUGUGUUGAGUUUUGGUGCGGAGAGCUCGUGGCACGUUGUUGCCGGAGCUUUGGCUUCUUUGGCUUUGCUCUCACGAAUUGCCACUCACCUCCCUUUUGUUUCUUUUCUCUACCUAGGUGUGUUGGGUGGUCUUACCAUACCAAUUACGUAUAGCAAGUAUGAACACAAAAUUAAGGAGUCCGAGCAACGAGUUAGGAUGCACUACCGAAGGUGUUACAGCAUGGUUUGGCAAAAAGUCAACGAUCUGAAGAAUUUGAUUUCAAGUAAGACAGAGUAUUGGCAAAAGAAGGUGUAUCAACAUAAGAAAGUAGAAUAGUGGGUAGAUCGAGUAAUAUACUCUUCUUAGUUUGCACUUGUAUACUUGUACUACUAGGAGUAUGUAUAAAUAACAAGAGGAAUGAAAUAAAACGGGUGGG
This is a messenger RNA of Cuscuta epithymum, 856 nucleotides long. Lineage: Eukaryota; Viridiplantae; Streptophyta; Magnoliopsida; Solanales; Convolvulaceae. The record is from the annotation of a GenBank genome assembly.